Messenger RNA from Acanthopagrus latus (yellowfin seabream), 7351 nucleotides. RefSeq names its product Rho GTPase activating protein 21b (gene arhgap21b). Gene Ontology annotation, molecular function: protein binding. Bases 335 to 5746 code for a protein of 1803 amino acids. The record is from RefSeq and is a predicted model, not a curated record. NCBI's taxonomy places the organism in Eukaryota, Metazoa, Chordata, Actinopteri, Spariformes, Sparidae. Gene Ontology annotation, biological process: signal transduction. The transcript is spliced from 24 exons.
UUCCAGCUACAAAACUACACCAUGCGCCUCCCCUGAGUGGGGCUGGAAUAAUCACCGGGAAGACGCUUGUACUCAAAAGUAUAUUAAAUUAUGACAACGCCUGACCAUCUUGGAGCUCCCACGCAAUGAUUUUACUUGUUCUGCUCGCUUUUACGGACACAACCGCCGCCGCCCGCCUGCGAUGACUCCUCACAACUACACAGGUGGACUAAUGAAUCAAGAAGCAAGAAUGGAGGUGUAAAUCGGACCAAGUGGAACAUAUUUUCUUGCAUCCUGCUGGAGUUACCUUUUCGAUGUGGGCGUUCACGGAUAACUGGAUUUUAAGUUUAGUCGAAUGAUGGCAUCCCGUUGGGUUCAUUCUUGUGAAGAUGAUGAGAGACAACAAGCCAGAUCUUCUUUCUGUGAGAAUGAAUCUCCAGACUGGAGAAGCUUGCCUGAUUCUCCUGCAGCGCAGUACCAAACAGAAGAGGAAUUCUCAUGGCCGAGACCUAAAACUGUGCUUUUGCGUCGAACCUCCCAAGGUUUUGGCUUCACCCUGCGCCACUUCAUUGUGUACCCACCGGAGUCGACCAUGCACUGCUUCCCGGAGGAAGAUCAUGGCCGCAGAGGGAGACAAAGGAAUAGGCUAGAACCAAUGGACACCAUUUUCGUGAAGCAAGUGAAGGAAGGUGGCCCUGCUCACGGAGCUGGGCUUUGUACAGGUGAUCGACUAGUGAAGGUGAAUGGAGCGAGCAUCAUCGGGAAAGCCUAUUGUGAGGUCAUAGCCCUGAUCCAAGAAAGUGGUGAAUUCCUCGAACUUUGUGUGAUGCCAAAAGAUGAGGAUAUUCUGCAACUGGCCUACUCCCAGGAUGCCUACCUCCGUGGCCACAGCAACUACAGUGGAAAUGCUCGUCACAUUCCUGAACCACCCCCAGUAUGCUACCCCAGAGUAGACUGUAAGCCUACGGGCAUGGCCCAGGCGACAGACUCAGCAGAGCAGGUCUGCCGAGGGCCAACCGCACCCCCUGACCAUGGGUACCGCAAGGAGAUCACCGUGCCGCCAUCUCCGCCGCCUCAAUCAUAUCCAAAAAGUCAAAUGGCAGUGUGCAUGCGCAACGACAGUGUGAGGACAGUGGUGGUUCCUCCUGAUAAAGCCCACAUGGGGCGGAUGGGUCCAGCACAUAGGAUAGAUUACAUGGACCCUGUCUUUGUCAGGGGGAGGCCUGGGUCACUGGCCCAGUAUCCUCAGCCACGAAAGGCUGAUGUUUAUCCCAGUGGUCCAGGAAUGCAUCCAUAUGGAGGUCAGGCACCUCAUUACCCAGCCAACCAUCAAAACAUUGAUUGGCGCACUUACCAAACGUACCGGGAGUACAUUGACAACAAAGGAAUCCAUUCCCAUGGUAGCCGGACUAUCCAGGAGAGGCUGGAUAAUUUGCGAGCUACUAAUCAGACCGCCUUUGGCGCUGCUCAUCACAUUCCCCGGGGAGACUGGGGACCUAAGGGGAUAAGACGGAGGAGUACAUCACAUGAACGAUCAUACCAAGGACCUCCACCCCACUUUCAGAUAGCCCCGCGCAGUGCAUCGCAGGACCGGAUGCUCAGUGCGGAGAGAAUGGGUCAAACCAGGAACUGGCCUCCUCGAAGUGUGUCCCAAGAUGGCCUAAUGCACAAAGCCCGGGCACAUUCCACGGACUAUGUUGACCCUGCAGAGUUGGCUCGGCCCAGUGAGAGGAGAGGAGGGUAUGGAAGGGCAGACCAAGGUACGAGGCCCAGCAGACAGUCUGUCCCCAGACACGCCAUGCUCCACAGGCCCUCUAUUGGAUACAGUGGUGGCAUGAGGGGGCCACCCAACCCCUCUCUGUACUCUAAAGGACAAGAUUCUCUUCAGACCCGCUCCUCACCCAUGCUCUCAGACAGAUCCUCACAUUUUGGAAAGAGCACAAGUGCAGAACACUCUCUUACAGACCAAAGAGGGACAGUCAAAGGAAACCACGUGGCCCACACUUCCCAACAAGGCCUAAGCAGGGUGCGGGCUGAAACCAUGCAGCCUGUUGAGGCAGGCAGAGAAGCAGCAUUGGUAGGACACAGGUCUUGCUCUACCCCAAAGCUAAUGCCUCAGCGACCAAGCAUACUCAAACCACCUCCCCUAGACCCACAUAGUCAGGUCAACGGGCGAAGCCCAACGGAGACUGGCGUUGUUCUUAGGGAAAAGCCCCCCUCUGGAAAGAACCCCAGCCCUCUGCGGCACCCCUCCUACAUCCUGGCGGUAACUGACGAUGGAGCAGACUCAACAGCAGAUGUGGCGGCUUGCUGGCUUCCCAACGAUGCACGUCGAGAGAUACGCAUACGUCGCCUUGGGGAACAAUGUCACACCUCGUGUUCCAGCAACCUGGAUGAGUCUUUGGACUCCAUUCCAUUUAUUGAUGAACCAAUCAGUCCCAGUGUCGACCAAAACGCUGCUCCUAUUCCACCCUCGGCUGUGAUAUCUGUUGCACCAUCCGUAAUGACUGGUCCCUCCACCCCUGGCUCACCAUGCCCUCCCAUUCGUCGUCAGCUGUCACAUGACCAAGAGUCACUCAGAAGUGCUUUGUUGGAGUCUGACACAGCCAGUAAAACAGAGCGGUCCAAAUCCUAUGAUGAGGGUCUGGAUAACUAUCAGGAGGAGGGCAGAGGGAGAUCUUCAAGUAGGCAUAUGCCGAGUUUCAGGGGCCUGAGAAAGGCUCUAGAUGGUCAUAAAUCAUCUGGGGAUUCUGGAUCUCGAAGGGAUUCUUCUUCAGGUAUCUUUGCGGAUUCUUCCAAAGAAGGUUAUCUCAAUUUCAGGCAACUUACUACAGAUAAAAACAAGCGUGUCGGUGGAGGAAUGAGAUCAUGGAAGCAGAUGUACGCUGUUCUACAAGGUCACACCCUCACGCUCUUCAAAGACAGGAAAGAUGCACAGUCUCAUGCCUCCACACAAUCUGAUGAGGAGCCACCGCAAAUCAGCAUCAAGGCCUGUCUGAUUGACAUCUCCUAUAGCGACACGAGACGCAAGAACGUGCUGCGUCUUACCACCUCAGACUGCGAGUAUUUAUUCCAGGCAGAAGGGAGGGACGACAUGCUGACCUGGAUCCGAGUCAUUCAGGAAAACAGUAACCCGGAUGAAGAGAAUGCUGCUGUAACAAGUCAGGACUUGAUCAGUCGAAAGAUCAAAGAGUACAACAUGAUCAGCGCCCCCAGCAGCAGGUCAGAACCAUCCCCCAAAACCUCCCGCCAGUCUCUCAGCAUCAAACAAGCCUUCCUGGGAGGUAAAACAGACGGCAGGGGCCACAGUCCUCACUCGCCUAAAUCAGGAGAUGAGCGGAGGGCGUUGAAAGAUGAUUCCAGUCCACCACGAGACAGAGGUGCUUGGAAAAUUGGCAUCGCAGGGAUCAUGAGGAAGCCCUUUGAAAAAAAGACUCCAGCUGGGGUCACGUUUGGGGUGCGGCUUGAUGACUGUCCAGCUGCACAGACAAACAGGUUUGUUCCUCUGAUCGUGGAAGUUUGCUGUAAUGUGGUGGAGGAGAGAGGUCUGGAGUACACAGGAAUCUACAGAGUCCCUGGGAACAACGCUGCCAUCUCCAGCAUGCAGGAGGAGCUCAACAGUAAAGGCAUGAAUGACAUCGACAUCCAGGAAGACAAAUGGCGGGACCUAAAUGUCAUCAGUAGUUUACUGAAGUCCUUUUUCCGAAAACUUCCUGACCCUCUGUUUACAAAUGAAAAGUAUGCUGAUUUUAUUGAAGCCAACAGAACAGAAGACUCAGUGGAGAGAUUAAAAGAGCUCAAGAGGCUGAUCCAGGAAUUACCUGAUCAUCACUUUGAAACUCUGAAAUUCCUUUGUGCUCACCUCAAGAAGGUUUCUGACAACUGUGAAAAGAACAAGAUGGAGCCUCGUAACCUGGCGAUCGUGUUUGGUCCUACACUCGUCAGAACUUCUGAGGACAACAUGGCCAACAUGGUCAAUCACAUGCCAGACCAGUGCAAGAUAGUUGAGAACCUUAUCCAGCAGUACGACUGGUUCUUCACUGAUGACUGUGAUGACGACCCUGUUACCACAGCUGAGCAGGAAAGCACAGUGCAGUCUCAGCCUGUGCCCAAUAUCGACCACCUGCUCUCAAACAUCGGGCGGACUGCACCGUCACCGGGCGAAGUCUCAGAUUCAGCAUGUAGUGACUCCUCCAAAUCAAAGGGCUUGUGGGGGUCAGGGAAGGAUCAGUGUAGCAAAGAGAUGCUGCGCUCCUCCUUCUUCGCCAGCCGCAAGCGUAAGAAGCCCAAGGACAAAGCUCAACCCAGCAGUUCAGACGAUGACCUGGACGCUGUGUACCCCAAGAAGGAGCUCCCGGAGGAGAGCCAGCAGCACCCUCUGUGGUCCCCAGACAGCCGGACCGAGGAGGAGGGGGAGACAGAUGAAGCCAGUGAGAAAGAGAAGCACAGGAACAGCUCAGAGGAGCAGCUCGACAUGCCCAGCAGGAAAGAGUCUCUCUCUUGCAGCCUGACAUCGCAGCCCUCUCCCUCCCUACCUACAGAACACAUUUCCUCUGCCCUUCAAGCCGGCUCCCCCUACGCCUCGCCCUCCCAUUCCCCGAACCUCAGCUACCACAUGCCGAUGGCUCACCAGUCCUCUCUGUCAGACCCGCCUUCCAACUACGACGACACGGUGUCCGACCUUGGUACGAUGAACAGCACCAGCUCUCAGGCGUCGGUGCCCAGAGUGAGGCGAGGCAGGAUGGUGGCUCCAGAGGCAGGGCCGAGCGGGCUAGCGGCAGAGGUUUGCUCCAUCACCUCCGAUUACUCCACCACCUCCUCCAUGACGUUCCUGACUGGAGCUGAGCUCAACACUCUCAGUCCUGAAGUGCAGAGUGUGGCAGAAAGCAGGGGUGGAGACGACGCUGAUGAUGAGAGGAGUGAGCUGAUCAGCGAGGGAAGGCCCAUGGAGACGGACAGUGAAAGCGACAUGUCGGUGUUCACAGUUGGAAAAGCAGAACAUCGUGACCCUCAGGAGGCUCCUCGUCCCCUCCCCUCACACAGACUCAUUGAGUGUGAUACGCUUUCCAGAAAGAAAGCCGCUCAACAGAAACACAACAGCGAGUCUUCACUGGAAGGAGCGUGGAGUGAUAAAGAUUCCAACAGGCUGUCACGAGUGAUGGGGUCGGUCAAAGGACGCUCCACAGGCAGCCUCAGCUCCUCGUCUCGUAGCGAGUUAGAUAAGGCCGAGCCAGCGUGGAAGCUGAAGAUCACCGACAGACUGAAGGUGCGUCUGCGAAUGUCUGUGGAUGACAUGUUUGGCGUGGGCAGCCAGAGGAGCCGGUCCCCGGAGGGCCGCAGCAAGAAGAAGAACAUCAGACGCAGGCACACCAUGGGCGGUCAGCGGGACUUCCCCGAGCUGUCCGUUUUGGGAGACUGGCAGGUCGGCAUCGGUUCAGGCUCUCGCUCCGAGCUGUCGGCUGUGGACCAGCUGAAGCCCAAGUGCAGCUCUCAAGACUUCUCCAUCGGGGACUGGAUUGCACGUGAGCGCCACCGCACCAGCAAUCCCGAGGUCAGCCUGGACUUCACUGAUCAGCAGGGGGCGCUGUGCAGUGCCAGCUCCCAGAACCUCGGUGCCUCGUCCUCGUCUGAACUCCCACAUCGUGCAGCGGAGGUGCUGAACGGAGACGUCCCCCAGAGCAAAAAUCUGAGCCUUUCAGCCACCGCUCACCCACAUAAACUCACAAGUUCCCAGGUGGUCCAUUCACGCUUCUAUCAGUACCUGUGAGAAGUGUUGGACGUGCGUGACUGUCUAUGUUCCUGUCUGUGAGAUGUUUACCUACUUGGGAGUCUGUCAGUGUAAUGUUUGUUGUGUGACCAAUGUUCGUGAAUGGGCAUGUUGUACAAAAAAUUGUCUGGAGUGUGUGUGUCUGUAACUGUGUGCGUGUGCUUGUGAAAAGAGAAUUACUGCACACAGGGAUCGUUGAUCUUGCUCAUGUAGAAGCAUGAAACAAAAUCUUGUUUAUACCUUUUAAAUUUCUUUUCUUUUCUUUUUUUUAAAUGACAAAUGACUUUGGGAUGGCUGAGCAGGAGGAUUUCCUCCCUCCUUAUACAAAUCCCUGUUAUGCUGAAGACUGAGAAGACCUGUGGCUCAUGAAACGAUGAGCUUGUGAAGACUGCGCAAGGAAGUGUGCACUGUGACACUCAAGUUAGGUUUUAGUAAAGUGGCUUUAAGGAUGAACUGACUUUUAGAAUGAAUAGGAAGUAGUAAAAUGAGAUUUUUAGUAUUGCAAAGGAACUAUUUUUGUGUAAAGAGAGUUACGAUCUUCAGAGUCAGCGAGUCUCUCAGUAACCAAAUGAAGAAUGUACAGACAUGCUUGCUGUAAUACUGACUAAAAGCUUUAGAUGCUUGUGUUUCACUCUAAAGUGUACAUAUCCCUAUUUUUCUGUGUACUUGAAUUGUGUUUUUGGUACAGCCUGCACAUGCGGACUGCCUACAAAGCUGUCUGCUGUCAAAGGGGCCUUUCCAAAGGUACAAAGGUGACGAGGAGACACUGGACUUAUGCAAAAUGGAAAAGUAGUUCUUAUUCAUCCCGGUUAUGUGGUUUUAAAGAGCAGUGAACAACAUCCCUCUGAUGCAAGUGUUAUGUUUUUAGUGUUUGUGGUUCACACAUCUGUCAGGCAGCAGAGGAAGAAUAAGUUGGAAGAAAAAAAAAAGAAAAUGGGUAAUCAGAUCUGAAUAUCGUGUUUCUUCUCAAUAGGAAGUGCCUCACAAUGAAAUGUUAAGGGUGCCAUAUUGUCUUUGUCGAGACACACGAAGAUGUUACUGUGAAUGACAUUUUUAUCGUCGAUUCUCAGUCAUUCUCCAGGUUUCUGUAACAAAAAUGCCGAGCUUCCAUUCCUUAGGCAUUCCACUCUGGUCUUAACAUAUUUUAUACGCAUUUUUUGUUCUCUCCUGUUUUUUUUUCUUUAUUUUUUUUUUUCAUUUUUGAUUUUAACAGAACUUGAAUUUUAAAUAUUCCUUGUAAAAUAAGUAACUUAAAUGUACAUAUAAAUGCCAUGUUUUAGCUGCUUUACUUUUCAUUUCCAUCAGUUGGCAGGAUUCAGUACAGUAUUGUGAGUUGAUGAAGAUGAUAAUGAUGAUGAUGAUGAUGCUCGUGGCCUGUGUGGGUGUUGUGUUUGGUACUUCUCUGUGUGGAGAGGUCCCUGCAUGAGGAAACACUUCAUUGAGCUGGAGCGUUUGUACCAAUGCUGUGUUCCUCUGAUUGUUAGAGGGGUGUGCACAGACUCCUGAAACACUGGAAAUAAAUUUUGUCAAUGGCAGAUGGUUGUUUUAUUUCUUUUUUUACUGAUUCACAUGAGUAUCUACAUUAAACUUAGUGUUGAAAUUUAA